UUUCUCUCUUUCUCUCUUUCAUUAUUUCUGUUCCUAUUGCCUGUUGCCUGGCAUUGUGUUUAGGCCCUUAUGCAAAAGUGUGUGCGAGGGGCCUUAUGCCAUUUCGUGUGUGAUGGUCCUUACGGAAACUGGGUGCCACAGGCCUAAUUUGUGGUACUGUGGCUCUUAACUUGAGAAAAAACAAAGGACUCUAGAGUCUAGAGAUUAUAGCCAGUACGUACCGGUUGCAAGCUACGCAAUUAUAAUCGAGCGGUGCUUGUUUCGAUUGAUACUUUAUUCUUCGAUAAAUUUUUAACUGAAAAUUGCAAGGAUGCUAGGCACAAAUACUUAUUCUCAAGAAUCUUCGUUGAUGGAUGAUGAAACGUACAAGGUUCUAGAGCAAGAAACUUUCGGAAGUAACUUGCCCAUUCUGGAAGAUCUAAACGAGCUAGAUAUCCCAGAACAGAAGCAUGAAGUACCCAUUGAGCAUUUAGUCUGUUCUUCUCUGGGAAAACGGUCAAUAAAAAGACAGUUAGAGGAAGAUAUUUACUAUUCAACCUGUAAUCUUGCAAAUUCUUACGAUUGUACACGUCCACUGAAUUUUCAGUUUACUUUUGGAGACGGUGGAGGUCAAGACUGGGUGUACAGUUCAACAUUGAAAAAAUUGUUUAUCAAAAUGGAAAAGACACUACCCUUGCGAUUUACGUGGGAACCAGCUGCAUCUGGGUUAUUCUUACGCACACAAUUAGUUUAUGCAUUUGAGCAACACAAAAACGACCCUGUGAGACGAUGUUACAAUCAUACUGCUGCAACAAAUUUUAUUAACCAAAUGCCAUUUAUGACGGCUGACAAACUUAAACACAUAGUUCAUUGUGUUAAUCAUGCCAGCAGUAUUUAUGUAAAUGAACAGGACCAUUUGUCUGUUUUGACACCGCUUGUUGCACCAGAGCCUGGCUCGCAGUAUGUGCCUAUGUGCUUCGAAUUUUUUUGCAAAAAUAGUUGCCAAUCUGGUAUAAAUCGUAGAGCAACAGAGCUAUUAUUUACUUUAGAAGAUGAAAGAAAGCAAGUUUUAGCUCGUCAAACAUUGGCAGUUAAAAUAUGUAGUUGUCCUAAACGAGACAAACGAAAAAGCGAAGCAGAAUUGGAAGAAUCAAUAUCUGUCACACGUGAGCUUGCUUUAACUAGCACAAGUUCAAAAAUGCCUUGUGAUAAGCAAGUUUAUAAAGUCGAACUAGAGAUCGUUGGCAAAGAGAAUUGUUUGGAAGUUUAUAAAUGUGCAUAUAAUGUAAUGGCUGGUCAAAUGGUGAAAACAGGACAGAAGGAAGUCUAUAAGCCAUAUAUGGAUAAAAUAUUGCAUAAAAUACCUUAAGAUCAUACAUUGUUUUAACGCAUAACCCCUGGAAAAUGAUUCCAAAUUUAAAAUCCUCUUUUAACAUUACUUUUUAUUCCAUAAAAAAAUCAUAGAUUAUAAGUUUUGGCAAAUUCAAUGAAUAAGUUUUAUGAUUAUUACAAGUUUUAACAGAGAUUAUUAAGAUUUUUUUAAAUUAGAAAUGUUACUUAUUAGUUUACUAUUUAAUUAGUGAUACUAGUUAGUUUUUAUUGAUUUUUUUAUAUGCAUGUGAUUUUUUAAAUAUAAUUCGAUGUUCCUGUAUUAUUUACUUGCAUGUUACUUUAUAUGUUAUGCGAUGUUAGAAUUAGAAAUGUAAUGCGACAAAAAUUUAGAGGAGUUAAGUUAAAUUUAAACUCAGGAUCCCUGAGACUGCAAGGCUAGCACUCUAGUGUUCUUAUUUCUAUUUUGAUCGCUGAAUCUGACUGAUUAAAAUACAAUUUUAAGUAUCUUUCCGCUUACAGAAAAUUCAAAAAUAUAUAAAUUAUAGAAUACUUCGAAAAUUAUUUUAAAAAUUAAUUGGAAACCAUACAAAUAUUUUUUCUCCUCUAAUUUUGAUGAAUGUUAGAUGUGUAGUGUAAAACAGAAUAAGAAAAACUGUUUUUAAUCAAUUACUCUUACAUCAAAAAUAUAAAACAUAUCCUUAAUAAUAAUAAUCUUUUGUGCAUGUUCCUAUAUAAAUAUUAAAUACUAAAUCUGCAAUCUGUAGAAUAAAUAUCUUUUAUUUUAAGCAAUAAUUUUCUUAAUUUUUUAAUCAAUUUUUCUUAUUUUGUUUUUCAAGAACUUAGUUUGGUAUGUUAUUUGCGAAUUUUAGGAUGUACAACAUAUUGUUAUAUGUUUGAAUUAAGAUUUUAAGUAAAUACUUUUAUACUAUAUUUCUAAGAUAAUUAACCCAUUUCCGCUGGAUUGUCCAUUGUUGGACACUUGCGUAUCUUGGCCACACUUCGUGAGAAAGAAAUCCCAUAAAUACAUUUCUGGUGGUAAAAAAGGUUGCUCUUUCCAUUUCUGACUUUAGUUUUAACGUAUAACCCCUGGAAAAAUUAAUAUGGCGGCUCCAAUGGGGAUGAAAGUGAAUCGACUUUUCUCGAUAUUGCGGAAAUGGGUUAACAUAGUAUGAUAUAUUAUCACUCGUUAAAUUGUCACAUGAAUAAAGACUUAUUACUUUUUUCAUAAAA
This is a messenger RNA of Monomorium pharaonis (pharaoh ant), 2541 nucleotides long. RefSeq names its product cellular tumor antigen p53 (gene p53). Gene Ontology annotation, cellular component: nucleus. The record is from RefSeq and is a predicted model, not a curated record. NCBI's taxonomy places the organism in Eukaryota, Metazoa, Arthropoda, Insecta, Hymenoptera, Formicidae. Gene Ontology annotation, molecular function: RNA polymerase II cis-regulatory region sequence-specific DNA binding; DNA-binding transcription factor activity, RNA polymerase II-specific. The transcript is spliced from 3 exons. Gene Ontology annotation, biological process: regulation of transcription by RNA polymerase II; apoptotic process. Bases 311 to 1348 code for a protein of 345 amino acids.